GACUGCGGUGCUUAUGAAGUUUGGUGGUUAAUAUUCCGGUCGUGUCCAACUUUACCGAGGUAUUUUCUGGGUAGCAUGGAGUUAGCGGGCUAAUAUCGACUUCCCGCGGCUGUAGCGUAACCGUAGCGUGUAGCUAACAUUAGCCUCGGUGUGUGAAGCGAAAGGCUAACCGGCAGAGUCACGGAGUUCACCACCGGCAGCCAUAACAAAGAGGAGGCGUGCGUCAGGUCGAGGAGCCAGGACCAGCGAGCCGCUGGGAGUUUAAAAAACCCGUGUCACAGUACGCUGGCGGUUAGCUGCUUUGUCCGACAGCCAGAUGACCCUGCUGCGGUCCACUGAGUGUUAGCUGGCCUCGCUCGGUCCGUCACCAUGGGAGACGAUAACGGAGUUAACGGGGAUCUGAACGCCAACCUGAGGUGCCAGAGCACCGGCGACCCGCAGCUGGACAAGGCGGUGCAGCAGUGGCUAAGCUGGGACAAGAACCGGAGGACUCGGGCUCAGGUGGAGUCUCUGGUGGCGGCAGGUCGUUUGGAUGAUCUGAGGGCGAGACUCUGCAGCAGGAUGAGCUUUGGCACGGCAGGACUCAGAGCGCCGAUGGGAGCCGGAUUCAACCGGAUCAACGACCUCACCGUCAUCCAGUCCACACAGGGUCUGUUUUCCUACCUGUCCAGGUACUUCGCAGACUUCCACAGUAGAGGAGUGGUUGUUGGUUUUGACACCAGGGGACAGGAGGAGAGCGGCUGCAGCAGUCAGAGGCUGGCAAAGUUGACGGCUGCUGUGAUACUGAGCAGAGACGUCCCUGUUCAUCUUUUCUCCACAUUUGUCCCGACGCCCUACGUGCCGUACGCCGUGAGGAAGCUCGGAGCGGCAGCUGGAGUGAUGAUCACCGCCUCACACAAUCCUAAGGAAGACAACGGAUACAAGGUGUACUGGUGUAACGGCGCUCAGAUCUCCUCGCCUCACGACAAGGAGAUCCUGCGGAGCAUCGAGGAGCAGCUGGAGCCCUGGAGCGCCUCCUGCUGGGACGAGGAGCUGGUGGAGAGCUGUUCCCUGAGGACCGACCCCCUGACCCAGAUCAACAGCUGCUACAUGGACGAACUCACCUCCCUCUGCUUCCAUAGGGAUUUGAACAGCAGCUGUCCAUUGAAGUUCGUCCACUCGUCCUUCCACGGCGUCGGGCACGUCUUUGUCCAGCAGGCCUUCCAGACCUUCGGCUUCGCUCCACCGAUCCCCGUCCCUGAACAGAAAGACCCCGACCCCAACUUCUCUUCUGUGCGCUGCCCGAACCCAGAGGAGGGAGAGUCUGUUCUGAAGCUUUCUCUUCUCCUGGCAGAGAGGGAAAACGCUCAGAUUGUUCUGGCGACGGAUCCUGAUGCUGAUCGUUUGGCUGUAGCAGAGAUGUCUGAUGGGUGUGGCUGGAAGGUGUUCACAGGUAACGAGCUGGCGGCUCUCCUCGGCUGGUGGAUGUUCUUUAACUGGAAGGAGAAUCAUCCAGAUCCAGCAGACACUCAGAGGGUUUACAUGUUGGCCACCACAGUGUCCUCCAAGAUUCUGCAGGCCUUCGCCCGAAUCGAGGGGUUUCACUUCGAGGAAACUCUUCCGGGUUUUAAGUGGAUCGGGAACAGGAUACACGAACUGUCCAAAACAGGAAACACAGUCGUAUUUUCCUUUGAGGAGUCGAUUGGUUUCCUGUGUGGCAGCAUGGUCCCCGAGAAAGACGGCGUGAGCGCGGCGGUGGUCGUGGCUGAAAUGGCUGCUUACCUCCACAAGCAGAACCUGAGUCUGAACCAGCAGCUGCACAACAUCUACCAGACGUAUGGUUAUCAUGUGUCUAAAACCUCCUACGUCAUCUGUAACGACCCGCCCACCAUCCAGAAGAUCUUCAGCCGGAUCAGAAACUUCGACGGUGAGGGCUCGUACCCUAAGAUGUGCGGUGGCGUCCGGAUCGUCCACGUCAGAGACGUUACCACAGGAUACGACAGCAGCCAGGCUGACCUCAGAUCUGUUCUUCCAGUGUCGAGGAGCAGUCAGAUGAUCACCUUCACUCUGCAGAACGGGGUGGUGGCCACACUGAGAACCAGCGGGACGGAACCAAAGAUCAAAUACUACACAGAGUUCUGCGCUGCGCCGGGGAAAAGUGAGGUGUCCAGUCUGGAGGAGGAGCUCAGGAGGGUGACGGUCGCGCUGGUCGACGAGUUCCUGGAGCCGGAGAGAAACAAGCUCAUUCGUCGCUUCGUCUAACGCUGCCCCCCAUGUACCCUCCUGUGAUGUCACAUCCUGUUGUAUUUGUAGACCAAUCAGAGCAGCAGCUGCUUCACUCAGUGGUGUCAGUAAAGUUCAUGUUGGACUGAAGCACCAGUUUGGACGCAGACAGAAAAAUUACAAAUAAAAAAAUCAAUAGCUUGAUCAGCAUUAAGUUGCAGGUCUGAACUGUGCACUACGUUAAUCAUACAGCAGAGAGCAUGAUGGGUAAUCAGCAGAGUCCAACCAAAGAGUGAUUAUUUUUCUUUAACUGUCGGUUUCUUUCAUUUGAUUGGUUAUCAGGACAGAGGCUGUGGACUGAUGCAGUCCUGAGGUGUGAGAGUAUGGAAGUUCAUUAACAACAAAACGAGCUGACGCACAAAACAAACUAGUUUUUAGUUUUAACAAGAAACAGCGAAACAUUUAUCCUGAAUUUUUACACAAAAUAAACGUAUCUUGUUAAAAAAUAUUAAGUUGGUAUGUUCUAUAGAAAUGUUUAUGUACGGUGCUGAAUUAUUUCUUUUUUACAAGAUACUUUGAUUUGAUUUUUGUUUUGUUUUUUUGUCUUAACACUUUGUCAUUAGAGAACUUCCAUACUGCAGAUGAAACCAAACAGAUCAGCUCUUUAUAUUUUUUCCUUUCGUUGUGUUUUUGAUGUUUAUCUGAAUGUGGAAGUUUUGGCGUCACACUCUGUGGAUGUUAUUUAUUUUUAUACUCGGAGAGAGAAAAGAUAUUUAUGUUGUACAGACGAGGAGCCGCUGUUCACGGUGUCACGUUGUUGUGAUGCUGAGCUGUGAAAGACUCGUUCAGCUCCACGAAGAGUCCGUUAUUUUUGUUAAAGAAGCCGAAGCUGCCGAUGUUAAAGGGUUAAAUCUGUUUCUGUGUUUGGUCCCGUGAACAGACGACAGAGUGAGACCUCUGUACUGCUCACGGAUCUUUGGUGUUUUUACUGUUGCAGCUUCAGCGGUGUUAAAAAUAGAAACUGCUGUUAAUGUGGUUCUCCUGAGAUCUACCAAUAAACCAGAAUAAAACCGGAAAA
This is a messenger RNA of Toxotes jaculatrix (banded archerfish), 3280 nucleotides long. It is a transcript of the gene pgm2l1, whose product is annotated as phosphoglucomutase 2-like 1. Gene Ontology annotation, biological process: carbohydrate metabolic process. The transcript is spliced from 14 exons. The record is from RefSeq and is a predicted model, not a curated record. Gene Ontology annotation, molecular function: magnesium ion binding; glucose-1,6-bisphosphate synthase activity; intramolecular phosphotransferase activity. Bases 370 to 2241 code for a protein of 623 amino acids. Lineage: Eukaryota; Metazoa; Chordata; Actinopteri; Toxotidae.